CGUAUCAGAUAAUUCUAUAAAACUGCUCCAGUUCUCUUUUUACUCGCAGAUAGAUUGCUAGCUUCUCAAAUCAGCAAUGAAAUCCAGGAGAAACCCAUCACCUAAUUUAAUCACGAUCUUGUUCCUGUCCUUUCUCGUUAAUAUUCCUUGUUGUUUAUCCGCAGCACCCACAGACAGCAUAACUUCUUGUUUGACUCUUCAUAACAUCGGCAACUUCACCACACUCCCGGACGUAAAAAAUGACCCGUACUCGACAGCUUACUAUAAGCUCCUCAAUUUUUCAAUUCAAAAUCUCAGGUUCGCCGAGUUCACGGUCCCUAAACCAAUAGCCAUUAUACUUCCCGACAGCGUCGACCAGCUAGUCAACGCCGUACUUUGUUCCAGAGAAGGGUUUAGGGAAAUUAGAGUAAGGUGUGGCGGACACAGUUAUGAAGGGACAUCGUCGGUCACCGCUGAUGGAGCUCCAUUUGUCAUCAUUGACAUGAUGAAUUUGAACCGGGUUUCGGUGGAGUUGGAAACCGAGACGGCAUGGGUGGAAGGAGGAGCAACACUGGGUGAGACGUACUAUGCCAUUGCUGACUCGAGCAACGCCCAUGGAUUCUCAGCCGGGUCAUGCCCAACUGUAGGCGUUGGUGGGCAUAUUGGCGGCGGCGGAUUUGGGUUGUUGUCGAGGAAAUAUGGGCUCGCAGCCGAUAAUGUAGUGGAUGCCCUUCUUGUUGAUGCUAAUGGAAGGUUGCUAGACCGAGAAGGCAUGGGAGAGGAUGUGUUUUGGGCAAUUAGAGGAGGUGGUGGGGGUGUUUGGGGGAUUGUCUAUGCUUGGAAAAUCAAGUUGUUGAAAGUUCCACCAACUGUGACUAGUUUCAUAGUCUCUAGACCAGGCACCAAACGACAUGUAGCAAAGUUGGUGAACAAGUGGCAAUAUGUUGCACCCUACUUAGAAGAUGACUUCUAUUUGUCAUGCUUCAUUGGUGCUGAUCUGCCAGAAAGUGUAACCGCUGGAAUGUCAGCUACAUUUAGAGGGUUUUAUCUGGGUGGUAGGAGCGAAGCCAUAUCCAUUUUAAACCAGGUUUUUCCUGAGUUGGGUGUUGUAGAAGAAGAUUGCAUGGAGAUGAGUUGGAUUGAAUCGAUUGUAUUCUUCUCCGGCCUAAGCAAUGGAAGCUCAGUCUCCGACUUGAAAAACAGGUAUCUGCAAGACAAGGGAUAUUUCAAGGCCAAAUCAGACUAUGUCAGAGCUCCGAUUUCCUUUACGGGUAUAAGGGUUGCUCUGGACUUACUAGAGAAACAGCCCAAAGGGUACGUUAUUUUAGACCCUUAUGGUGGGAUUAUGCAAAAUAUAAGCAGUAAAUCCAUCGCUUUUCCUCACAGAAAAGGCAACCUGUUUGCAAUUCAGUAUCUGGUGGCUUGGCAGGAAGAAGAUAAUAACAAAAGCAGCGAGUACAUAGAUUGGAUAAGAGGGUUUUAUAAUUCAAUGACACCCUUUGUUUCAUGGGGUCCUAGGGCUGCUUACAUUAAUUACAUGGAUUUUGACCUUGGAGUGAUUGAUCAUGAUUUGGUUAACACUAGUACUAGUGUCCCAUCUGAGGUCGACGCUGUAGAGAUUGCCAGGCUUUGGGGUGAAAAAUACUUCUUGAAAAACUAUGAUAGAUUGGUUAGAGCCAAGACAGUCAUUGAUCCCAACAAUGUUUUUAGCAAUGAACAAGGGAUUCCUCCAAUAUUGUCCCCGACCAGUUUCACAGCCGGGGAAAAUAUAGUGAGUUCCUCAUGAGAUUCUAACUUGUUUGAAAAUCUGUCAGCACAUUAGAUUCACAGAUCAUUAAACUGUUAAGUGUUACGUUGCUGAUCAUGAUCAUGUUUCUGUUUGAAAGUUGUUCUUGUUUAUAUGUGAAUCAAUGCAUCUCUACCAUCGAUCUCUAUA
Molecule: messenger RNA, 1915 nt
Organism: Alnus glutinosa
Lineage: Eukaryota; Viridiplantae; Streptophyta; Magnoliopsida; Fagales; Betulaceae
Product: berberine bridge enzyme-like D-2
Exons: 2
Coding region: 77-1765 (562 amino acids)
Molecular function (GO): FAD binding; oxidoreductase activity
Source: RefSeq, a predicted model, not a curated record